AAAAGUGAGAGAGAUAUUGCCACGUGGAUGGAAGUCUUAAUGCAGUUUAAUGCUAAUUAAAAAAGGAAAUAAAAAUUAGGAAGACGACAUGACAAUAUAAAUGGUGGUGGAGACCGGCGCCAUUUUUGGGACUUCGUGCCGCCACUUUCUUCCAGAGAAGAAACCAAGUGGAACUGCGUGGACGUCGUACGACCACCCAGUCGACGGCCACGAUCCGUUCUCACAGUUCCAAUCCAUCUCCACGGUCUCUUCAAAAUCCCACCGUCGGUUCCAAAGCGCGGGAAAAAGACCCAUAGCCUCUGUGUAUCACUGCAAACUAACGGUCACGUACACAUCUCUCAGUGGAGGUCGAUCCGGAAGAAGCCGAUAAGGUUACUUUCUUCCUCAAAGUAGCUCUGUGUUUUUCUUUCUAGGGUUUCAGGUCUUCUCUCAUGGCGCCGAGGAAGCGAAGCAAGAAUCAAGAACACGAGAUCGUGGCGGCGGAGGAGAAGCCGGCCCCGGUGUCGUCGAUGGUGACUCGGAGAUCGCCCCGGCUGGCGGUGAACUCCAAGGCUGAUUUGGUGGUGGAAGAGGCUGUGACGGAGUUGCCGAAGAGUAAGAAGGUCAAACGUGCUCCGAAGGAGAAUGGGAAGGCGAAGGAGGUUGGAAAUGAGGGGGAGGAAAUUGAUGCUGCUUCGAAGAAACUAAGCAAGGAUGCGAAGAACAGAACGGUUGUGAUUGAAUUUUGCAAACAAUGCCAAUCAUUCAAGAAAAGGGCCAUCCAGGUGCAAAGUGGUCUAGAGAAUGGUGUUUCUGGAAUUACUGUGCUGCUCAAUCCUAAUAAGCCAAGAAAGGGUUGCUUUGAAAUUCGGAGUGAUGAUGGCGAGAAGUUUAUCAGUCUUCUGGAUAUGAAACGACCAUUUACUCGUAUGAAGGAGCUGAACAUGGAGGAAGUGAUUUCAGAUAUGAUUGAGAAGAUAAAAGGAUGAUGAAGAAAGCCUUUGAUGAAAAAUUGUCUUUUAAGAUGCCAUGGUUUUUUGUGGUGGUUUGGAAGCUAAUCAACCAGAGUAGUAGCUUUGAUGGUGGAAACUUAGCUUAUGCUCAUUGCCAAUGCCAAUGUUGUUGCCUCCUCGCUUGGCAUAACUGCAAUGGUAAAACCAUCAGGUUUGAACAAACAGGGUGGAUUAUUUUUGGGUUAAGAAUCAUUUGUCUUUGAAGAAGGUUGUCCUUUGGAUUGGUAGUGGAAACCUACUCUUACACCAAGAGAGUGGCUCCAUUGCAUCCUUAAGUUACACAUAUUAUGACACAUUAUGAUUCUUUUUGGAACAAGAGAACAGAAGGAUAAAACUAGGGGAGAGAUUCUACGGGACA
Molecule: messenger RNA, 1350 nt
Organism: Cucurbita pepo subsp. pepo (vegetable marrow)
Lineage: Eukaryota; Viridiplantae; Streptophyta; Magnoliopsida; Cucurbitales; Cucurbitaceae
Source: RefSeq, a predicted model, not a curated record